Molecule: messenger RNA, 1228 nt
Organism: Vicia villosa (hairy vetch)
Lineage: Eukaryota; Viridiplantae; Streptophyta; Magnoliopsida; Fabales; Fabaceae
Exons: 5
Coding region: 1-984 (327 amino acids)
Source: RefSeq, a predicted model, not a curated record
AUGAGUCUUGGGGACCCUUUCGACCUUUCACGUUACGUAACAAGAAAGUAUGCGAAAGAAGACGUAGAGUUUCAGGAGUUCUGCGGGGAAUUGUUGAGAACUUUGCAAGAAAAUGGCGCUGCUCUGGUUUACGAUCCCAGAUAUACUCGUAAACAACACUUCAAAUGCAUCAAUCUGAUGGAGGAUUUCUUCGCGGUUCAUCCAAAUUUUGCUCAAGAAAGUCAUCCACAGCUUCGUAUUCCAGUUGAUUUCAGUGAAACCGAGGUAUCAGAAACUCCAUUGGAGUACCUUCCAACCCCAGGUCUACCUGCAUUGCCUUCCGAGUUCCAUUGGAGCAUCGGAAUGAGGCCUACUGUUACUCAGUUUCCGAUACUAAAUCAAAAAUGGCAAAACGUUCCACAUAGUUUUUCUCCCAGCAAUUGGAAAGACAAGUUUGACGGAUGCGGCGAUAAACUCUUGGACACUUUACGGUUGGUAGCCGAAUUACUUGCAUUUGGAUAUCGUCUGCCCCGGGAUACUUUCUCAUCUUUUAUUCAUAUGGGUCCGCACUUUUUGGUUGCAAGUGGACUUGAUUUGCGCGAUUUGGGCGAUGAAGGAACUCUCUUGAGUCCAUGCCAGUGUGACUCAACCUUCCUCAGCAUACAAGCAGGAAAUAUGUUUCCUGGUCUCAACAUGUGGGCAAAGAGUGGUCGGAAAGUUGAAGUGGCAAUUCCGGAUGGAUGUCUUCUGGUUCAAACAGGAAAGCAGAUAGAGUGGAUGACAGCGGGAAGUUGCAAGGCUUCAAGAUAUGAAAGAGUUCUAUCCAAGAAGGUUAUUGAUGCUAUUAACCUCGCAAGAACUCAGGAUCGCAAAUUGUGGUCAGUUUCUUCAAAGUUGUAUGCUCAAGUAGCUACUGAUGUUCUUUUGAAGCCUGUGGCGUCUUUUGCUGGAUCGGCGGAUGCAAAGAACUAUCCUGCCAUACUUGCAGGAGAAGUUCAGUGGUGAUCCAUACACCAUUGAUCCUAUGAUGAUACAUAUACACUAUUCAUCAUAUCUUGAUAUACUGUAGAUAUUUGGUUGCGAUCGUGUUGAUAUACAGAGGAUAUAUUGUAGAUAUAUAUGAUGAUAUACUGUACAUAUUUGAUAGCGCUUCUAUGCUCAUAUAUAGGAUCUUACAUAUAAAUCUUUGGUUGUGUUUUUUAAAUCUCCUUGCUGUAAAUUUACACAUGUUUCCUCAUAUCCUCCUAAG